Prunus avium (sweet cherry) is the source of this 1889-nucleotide messenger RNA. RefSeq names its product transcription factor bHLH91-like. Gene Ontology annotation, molecular function: protein dimerization activity. The record is from RefSeq and is a predicted model, not a curated record. Gene Ontology annotation, biological process: anther wall tapetum development; regulation of DNA-templated transcription. NCBI's taxonomy places the organism in Eukaryota, Viridiplantae, Streptophyta, Magnoliopsida, Rosales, Rosaceae.
UCUCAUUGAGUCUCAGAGGGAAAUAAGAGAGAGAGAGAGGCAGCAGAGCAGAACAAAGAAACAAUUCUCUCUCUCUCUCUCACUCUUUCGCAGAUAUAUACAGUUUCAGUCCCUUCUCCUACCACCCUCCAAUCUCUCUCUUCUCUGCCUCUCUCUCUACCAGUUCUUGAUUUUCUGAAAACAAAGCUUUUCUGAUACAAAAGGUUAAGAGCUUUGUAUUUGUGGGACUAAAGAGACAAAACACACCCAUAAAAAGGCAAAAGGCUCCAGAAGACAAAUUAAAGACUGGUCCAAAAAUGUAUGAAGAUACAAUAGGCUGCAACUUUGACCCAAACUCCAUGCCAGAAUCAGCAGAAAGUGUCCUCAGCCUCAACCCUCUUCCCCCACCACCUCCACCACAAGUUCUCAUGCCUUCUCCUUCAGAAACCCACAACAACAACAACAACAGCUUUGCUGUUGCAGAAAACUUGAGACUCUCCAUGGAAGAGCUCUCCUACCCUCAUCAACAAGAUCAUCAUGCUGCCAUGGAAAUUGAGCUCCAAAAUGAACUUGGGUUCAAUCCAUACAGCACCAAUACUGACCAGAACAACCAUAGCAGCCAUUUGGUUUCCUUUGAGCAACAAACCAAUUGGGACAAUAUUCAUGGUGUCCAUGAUCAGAUGCAGCAACAAUUGCAAGAUGGUGCUAAUGGUGCAUACCCACCUACACCUGACCUUCUCAACCUUUUCAGCUUACCUAGAUGCUCACCCUCUUCUGUUCUCCAAAACUCGUCCAUUACCUUCACAAACCCCAACCCGAAAAGCUCCAAUUUUCCCAACUCUUUGGGGUUCCUCGGAGAUGUCCAUGGUGGGAUUGACACCCCGCCAGGGACAGCGAGUUCGGUUCUCUACGACCCACUUUUCCAUUUGAACCUGCCUCCACAGCCACCAUUGUUCAGGGAAAUGCUUCAGUCCUUGCCACAUGGGUACAGCUUGCCAGGCUCAAGAAAUGGGUCUUUGUUUAGUAGUGGUGGGGAUGAGAGAGAGGGGAUUGGAGGAGGGGUUUACUCAGAUGGGAUUAAUAAUGGGAGGCAAUUUGAGAAUGGGGUGUUGGAGUUCUCCAGAGAAAUGGGUUCUAUUGGAAGAGGAAGAGAUGUCAAAGGGACCAAACACUUUGCCACUGAGAAGCACAGGAGAGUCCAGUUGAAUGGCAAGUACACUGCCUUGAAGGAUUUGCUUCCACACCCAACAAAGAGUGAUAGAGCAUCAAUUGUGGGAGAGGCAAUUGAUUACAUAAAGGAGCUUCUGAGGACAGUGGAAGAGCUGAAAUUGCUGGUGGAGAAGAAACGGUGUGGGAGAGAGAGGAGCAAGAGGCGCAGGACUGAACAAGAUGGUGGUGCUGGAGAUGAUGAGAGCUGCAACAUGAAGCCUCUUGGUGACCCUCAUGACCAGUCCUACAACAAUGGCUCUCUGAGGAGCUCAUGGCUUCAGAGGAAAUCCAAGGACACUGAGGUCGAUAUCCGCAUUAUCGAUGAUGAAGUUACGAUCAAACUGGUUCAGAGGAAGAAGAUCAAUCUGUUGCUGUAUGUGUCCAAGCUUCUUGAUGAGCUGCAGCUUGAUCUGCAUCAUGUUGCUGGUGGACACAUUGGAAAUUCCUACAGCUUCUUGUUCAACACCAAGAUGUAUGAAGGGUCAUCUUUGUAUGCAAGUGCUAUAGCCCAAAAGCUCAUUGAGGUUCUGGACAUACAAUAUGCAGCAGUUCCACCUACCAACAGUUUUUAGGGAGGCAUGAGUUAUUUUAAUAGAUACUUUCUCUGUUGUUGAUCUUACUAUAUGAUGCUGAAUUUUAAAAGUAGACAAUAAACUUGGUGUGACAGAAGCAUGAAAUAGAACAUAUAGGACUUAUAUAUU